AUGACUGUAGUUAAACUGAGUCCUGAUGACCUCUGCAUUGCUAGCAUGGUUGCAGCUUAUGAGAAGAAGAAUUUGUUGGAUAAGGCCUUAAAUCUUUUAAUGCAGCUUGAAAAGGAUGGGCGCGAGCACGGGGUUGCAACUCUAGGCGUUCUGGUGAAUUGGUUGGUUAAGUUGCAACUAAUUGACGAAGCUGGACAAGUAUUGGGCAUGAUUGCUGAGAAGGGUGGCUCUCUUCCUUUCAAGUCUCUUCUAAGCCUUUGUGAUAUGUACUCAAGGGCUGGGACUGGGGCUGAGAAGAAGGCUCGUCAAGCCCCCGGGGGUGUUGAGGCUGAGGAGGAGGAGCUUUUGGCGCCAUUGGUCUUUGAGAAUAUUAUAAAGGGGCUUUUAGCUGGUGGGUUUGUACAUGAUGCUCAAAGGGUAUGUAGGGUGAUGGAGACCCAGGGAUUUGCAGCAUCACAGCCGCUUAAGGUGGCUUUGUCGGUGUCUCAAUCCUUUGGCCUCAAUAGACCAGUGAAAUAG
This is a messenger RNA of Cornus florida, 519 nucleotides long. Its product is annotated as pentatricopeptide repeat-containing protein At1g19525-like. Gene Ontology annotation, molecular function: protein binding. Lineage: Eukaryota; Viridiplantae; Streptophyta; Magnoliopsida; Cornales; Cornaceae. The transcript has a single exon. Bases 1 to 519 code for a protein of 172 amino acids. The record is from RefSeq and is a predicted model, not a curated record.